AAAAUUGACUAGGGGCCUGCCCCCAUUUCCACUUCUCUUUUACAAUACCAAAAAGAGAACCCCUCCCAACACUUUGCAUUCACAAAUCACAAUGGCCCCCUCAGCCAUGGUAUGUGCUCUAUGUCUCUUCCUUUUCCACCUCCAAACCACAAGAGCAAACAAAGCAGUUACCUGCAACAGCUUAAGAUGCGGCGAUGUAGAUAUCCAGUUUCCCUUCGGUUUGAAAGGUUCGAGCCAAAGCCCUCGCUGCUGGUAUUACCCCAACCCCACUUUCCAACUCUCGUGCCUCAACGCCACAAAAACAAUCCUCACCCUCCCACGUUUCGGGAACCUAAUCGUCAACAGCAUCGAUUACGAAACCCAAACCAUCCGAGUCAACGACCCUAACGGCUGCCUCCCCAAACGCUUCUUGCAAAAGUGGAACCUUUCGGAUUCGCCUUUUAUUCUGAACCCCAUGAUUUACGGAACCAAUCCCUACAACCUCACUUUCCUGCGUUGCCCCUCCAACGUUACGGACUCCUCUCAAUUCCCGUUACUGCCGAUUUCCUGCCUUAGCGACAACAGAAACUACUCCGUGGUGGUUUCGUGGUCACCCCCUGUUGUGUCUUCACCCAUGAUGUCUCAACGGUGCGAGCUUCUGACGAGGGCUCUUGUCCCUAUUCCCAUGAUGGACAUGCCCAUGUGGCCCUUCUGGCCCGAUCUCAACAUCGACCUUCAGUUGGUCUGGACUCAGCCCAGAGAAUGUAGGGACUGUGCUGUUACUGCCCAACGUUGUGGCUUCUCUAAAACCCUUCAACUUGCCUGCUUCCCUAGGGACUCCAACAAAGGUCUUUCAAGAAGUGCGAGAUAUGGGUUAGCCAUAGGAGUGGGAAUCCCUGGACUGUUGUGUCUAAUAGGGGUUUCAUGCUAUAUCUGCGGUAAGGUUCGGAUGUUAACCGAACGGCGAGGGAGCAGAGAUUUUCCGGUGACAAUUUCCCUUGAGCCCGUUCCUUUUGUAAUGGGCCUGGACGGUGCCACAAUUGAAAAGUAUCCGAAAACCCUGAUUGGGGAGAGUGGGCGCUUAUUGAAGCCCAAUGACAACACGUGCGCAAUAUGCCUCUCCGAAUAUGAACCCAAAGAGACGUUGAGGAGCAUCCCCGAAUGCAACCAUUAUUUUCAUGCUGAUUGCAUAGACGAGUGGCUCAAAUUGAAUGCCACCUGUCCUCUCUGCAGGAAUUCCCCUGACCCAUCUUCCACUCUUUCUUUUUCUUCCUUCUCUCCCACUUCCUCAUUGCACUCUCCUCACUCUUCACAAUAGAUACUCUUUUUCAUCAACAAUCAAUGCCUCUUUUACGCAAUUUUUAUUUUUAUUUUUUCUCUUCAAACAUAAUAAAUAAGCUUCCUAUUA
Messenger RNA from Cajanus cajan (pigeon pea), 1387 nucleotides. Its product is annotated as putative RING-H2 finger protein ATL21A. The record is from RefSeq and is a predicted model, not a curated record. NCBI's taxonomy places the organism in Eukaryota, Viridiplantae, Streptophyta, Magnoliopsida, Fabales, Fabaceae. Gene Ontology annotation, molecular function: polysaccharide binding.